AUGGAGGGUGACUUAUCUGAAUUAUUACGAAGAUUUUCGCUGGAGGGGAAUGAGAUCUCUGGAGCUAAACUGGAGUUGGAGGACCUGAGCAGUGGAGUAAAGGAUUGCGAAGGAAGUCUGAUAGGAAGAAUCAUGGGUGAGAAAAUAGCUAACUUCACCGGGGUGAAGAAUUUUGUGACUGCAGCAUGGAGUUACCCCAAGAAUCUGACAGUCAUGGAAUUGGGACCAAACCUGUUCCAAUUCAAUAUCCCAAACCAGGAUGAUAUAGAAAGAAUAGUAACAGGGGGUCCAUGGUUAAUGGAUAAUCAAAGCUUAGUGUUGAACAGAUGGUCAGAAGGGGUAGAAGAGAAUUAUGGGGCUUUUAUUACUGCUCCUUUAUGGGUUCAGAUUUGGAACCUUCCCGUGCAUUGGCUCUCCAAAGAGGUGGGCAGGAAAAUUGGAGCAAUUUUUAAGGAUGUAAAGGAAGUUGUUAUCCCUCAGGGAGGGGGAAAGGAAGGUAGGCAUUUGAAGGCUUUAGUACAUGUUGAUCUGUCCAAACCCCUGCUCAGAGGAACAUUGGUGCAGAUAGCAGGGUCACUUAAGUGGGUCGCUUUUAAGUAUGAAAGGUGCCCGGAUUUCUGUUAUAAGUGUGGAAUAGUAGGACAUGGGGAACGGACUUGCAAAGAAAGCAUAACUGUUCCAGAGGGUCUGCUGGAGAACCAAUACGGCCCAUGGAUGCGUGCUGGGAAUAACAGAAGCCCUGCCAAAGAGAGAGUGGUAAGGGAUGAUACGGUGAAGGAUAAAAGAUACUGGAAGUUUCAGAAUGGAGAAAUGGUGGAGAGGGAGAAGAGAAGGACCCAAUCAGGUGAGGUGCUUCUAAAGGCUCUUAGAACCUCAGGAUUAGGACAUGGAAGUUCCCAGGAGUUUACGAAAGAACAGGAGAAUGAAAGGGGGGUCCUGCAAAAUCGUAGUGAUCCCUACAUUGAUGUGGAAACUAGUGGAAGGGAACAUGGAAGUCGAGAGGACCCCCAAUCCUCGAACAAGGAAAAUCUUGAUGUUCCUCGUGUAGCUCAGGAGAAUGUAGAGGAGAAUCAAUCUGUAGUUGAAAUGGAGGUUUUGGAGGAGGACAGAGAUUUUUGCACAAAAUGGCUGGGACAGGAGAACAGAUUACUAGAGAUUCCAGUUCAGAUGGCAGGGAGGCAGGAAGAGCCUCAAGGUAUUACUAAGAUUCAAGAAGCUAUUAACAAACAAGCCAAAAGGUCUUACAAGAAGUUGAAGUCCCCAAUGAGAACAAGAAGGGCUCUGAAAGAGAGGAAUGAUCAGGUUAUUAUCACUGAAGGAGGAAGGAAAAGGCAGUUUCAGCUAUAUGACGAGGACAUGGAGGAUGCGCAUCAGCAAGAGGCACCAGGCAAACGAGCGAAGCCUCUGGAGUUAGUAGGAUACACAGCUAUGACUGAGGUGGAGGUGGGGUCCUUCCCUAAUGGGGCCCCACAAAAGAAAUGA
Molecule: messenger RNA, 1482 nt
Organism: Coffea arabica (coffee)
Lineage: Eukaryota; Viridiplantae; Streptophyta; Magnoliopsida; Gentianales; Rubiaceae
Source: RefSeq, a predicted model, not a curated record